GUUGUACAAUUCUAUGAAGCUGAACCAAAAUUAGAAACGAGUUGGAAAAGAGAGAGAGGAGAGAGUUGGCAUUUCCGAUAUAAAUGAUCCAACACAAGGACAAGUAGGAGAGAAAGGAAAGAGGGAAAGGGGAAUCGGAGAUCACAUAGAGUUAUCCACCCUUUCAAGUUUCUCUUCUUUUUCUUUCUUCCUCCAUUUUCCUUGAAGUACUCUUGAUUUACUGACAUUUUCUAACACCAUGUUCGCCGUAAAUGGAAGCACUUUUCUGAAUAAUUCGCUCUCUGGGGUACCUAGAGUCUUUCCACGGUCUACACAAAGAGUGGCAGCUCCAUCAGUGGUGGUGGCUGCUGUGAGUUCAAAUGGGCGUCCCGGAGAUCGAAACGUCAGCGUGUUGAUGGAGAAUACUUCGAAAGAAGUAGUGGAAAGUGCUACAUCGUCAUCAUCACCAUCAGUUAUAGACAAAGACGCCAAAUCAACUGUUGGAGGAGGAGUUCAAGACGUGUAUGGUGAGGAUAGUGCCACAGAGGAUAUGCACAUCACACCCUGGACUGUAACUGUUGCCAGGUUAUGAACCCUGUUUCUUCCUUUCGUUUUUUAUUUUUCAUACGAGUUUCGCCAAUUCCCAUGUUCCAUUCACGUGUUCCAGUUCUACUGAUCCUUUUCUUUUCCAACAAAUAAAGAUUGGAUUUUUAUGUUUCGCCUGUUUCUGGAAAGUAAUAAUUUUCAAGUUAAUGACUCCAUUUCUGUAAUUGAAAAUUUUCUCCCUUCAAAUUUUGAUGCUGUCAAAUGUUGUCGAGUUUCUAGUCCAGUCAUCUUGUUUCGUAAACGAACGGAUGUAUUAAUAAGCAUUUGUUGAACUUAGAAAUGCUGUCAAAAUGGAAAAUGAGAUAUCAUGUAAUUUUUUGUGAGAUAAUUAUUAUUUUCCUUGUGAGUUCUUAUAAGUGAUCUCGUUUGUGCAUAGAAAGAUGAAGGUUUUUCGCCCCUGCAUAAUGUUUUCACUCAGAAAUGAUUUUACAGUAGCAUAAUAGCCUUUUGAAGCAGAGAGGAUCCAAUAUUUUAUUGUGUUUUUUAAAGCUUAACGAAUUAGGAAAAAGCAGAAGAAUGGUGUAUGAGAUAAUUUAGUAUUUGCUACAUUACUCUGGCUUAUUCCUCCUUAUUUUCUUGAUGAGAUGAUUGACCCUUCAU
This is a messenger RNA of Olea europaea var. sylvestris, 1185 nucleotides long. Its product is annotated as NADP-dependent malic enzyme, chloroplastic-like. The coding region runs from base 239 to 571 and encodes 110 amino acids. NCBI's taxonomy places the organism in Eukaryota, Viridiplantae, Streptophyta, Magnoliopsida, Lamiales, Oleaceae. The record is from RefSeq and is a predicted model, not a curated record. The transcript is spliced from 2 exons.